Acytostelium subglobosum LB1 is the source of this 615-nucleotide messenger RNA. RefSeq lists its product as hypothetical. The transcript has a single exon. The coding region runs from base 1 to 615 and encodes 204 amino acids. Lineage: Eukaryota; Evosea; Eumycetozoa; Acytosteliales; Acytosteliaceae. The record is from RefSeq and is a predicted model, not a curated record.
AUGUGGGAGCAGCUUGCCUUUCUCGUCAACCUUAUGAUCACAGACCGACCUGCGGGUCAGCCAAACGUCAAGGAGUUUCAAUGGCGUUUCAUGGCUGAGAAGCUUGGAACGCUAACACUCAUCCACUGUGGCAACAAGCUCUCAUCCUACAUGCACAUGUUUAAAAUGCAUGUAGGAUACUUUCUCGAGCGAUAUGGAAACUUGGAAAGAUACUCUUUGUUUUGUGGAGAGUUUAAACACAAGAAUAACAGAGCGACCAAGAAGGCCAGGUCAAAUUCAUACAGAUACGCAACCUCAAAGGUAGACAAUCAAUCAUCAGAAAUUGAUGGACAUCUGACCGGAGACAUCAAUCAUCAGCUCAUGUGCGCUGAGGCGCAACAUCAGUUCUUCAACAAUCAGCCAUCCCUGACAUACAUGCUGAGUACUGGCAUUUCUCAUCUCAGGCAGGAGCUGAAGAGAAAGAGAGAAGAGAUACCUCAGCUUUCACCGCCAGAUAUGGAGUCUCUCUUUGGAGUGAGUUCGUUGAACGACAUUCCAGAACCCCCAGCAUCCACUCAGCUCUAUCCUCUAAACACUGAUGUAACAGUCCUGAUUACGAUGAGCACAAUGAAGUGA